AUGGUGAGAAAUUAUAAAAAAAAAAAAACAAGUAGAGGGGAUUGGUCAGAAGAAAGUAUGAAAGAUGCUGUGAAAAAUGUGGUUGAAGGAAAAAUUGGCUACAAGCUUGCAGCAAAAUCAUUUUCUGUCCCACAAACAACUUUAGAAAGAAAAGUGAAGCUUGUGCGAGAAAGUUUAGAUAAGAAUGAUCCAAUGACUGUUAAAUUUAAGGUACCGUUAGGCCCAAAAGAGAAAGUUUUUACUGAUAAUGAAGAGGAAGAGCUAUGUAAAUACUUAAUAGAUAUGGAGAGUAGGCUUUAUGGAUUGACAAUGAAAGACUUAAGAGGUUUAGUCUAUAGACUAGCGGUAAAAAAUAACAAACGUCAUCCGUUUAACAAUGAAAAAGAAGAAGCCGGGAAAGACUGGGCAUUAGGAUUUUUAAAAAGGCACCCAGAACUGUCUAUUAGACAGCCUGAAAGUACCUCAUCCGCACGUGCUGCUGGUUUCAAUAAACAGGUGGUAGACCAGUUUUUCAAUUUUUUGGGCAAUGUUUACGAUGAACAUCAUCUAACACCUGAUCGUAUAUACAACUGCGAUGAAACUGGUAUUUCAGUUGUGCCCAAAACCAAAUCAAAAAUUAUCGCAAGAAAGGGCAGAAAGCAAGUGGGAGCCAUAACAUCUGCUGAACGAGGUACGACCAUUACAGUAGAAAUCUGUUUUAGUGCUAGUGGUAAUUUUAUGCCACCCAUGAUGGUAUAUCCUAGAAAAAGAAUGGAUCCGCAACUUAUGAUUAAUGCUGCCCCCGGAGCUUGGGGAGUUUGCAGUGAUUCGGGCUGGAUGACUUCAGAACUUUUCCUACAUUGGUUUAAAAAGUUCGUCAAAUUUAGCGGAGCAACACCUGAGCAUUCUGUUUUGUUAUUAUUGGAUGGACAUAGUACUCAUACGAAGAACAUUGAUCUCAUAAAUGAAGCACGCACUCACGGCGUUAUCAUUUUAUGUUUCCCACCACAUACAACUCACCGUCUUCAGGUUGCAGACGUUGCUUACAUGAGACCGUUAAGUACCUACUACGAUCAUCAAAUCAUGGCGUGGCUUCGCAGCAACCCAGGGAUGACUGUCACUGUCCGACAAGUAGCUGAAAUUUUUGGAAAGGCGUUCAUACAAGCGUCUACGAUGUCAACAGCUGUCAAUGGUUUUAAGAAAUGUGGGAUUUGGCCAUAUGAUCCAACAGUAUUCUCUGAGACCGACUUUGCUCCAUCUUUGAUGACAGAUAUUCAGCUUAAUGUAUCCGACGCACCUGCAAGCGAUAAUAGUUCGUUGAUAAUGGAAUCGUCAUCCACAGAACCAGCAACAAAUAAUCAGAAUGCGCCAAUUAUAUCUGAAGCCAUUUCUGUUGCGGCAACUUUGACGGAUGCAGCAGUGACGCCAGUAACAGUGGAAACAGAAACAUUGUCGAGACUUGAUACUGCCGCUAGUAUUUCUGCGAGUACGUCACUAUCAACUAAUCUGGUUAAUCUGGAAAGACCACGAACUCCGCAGCAAUCAAUAUUUGGUGUCGUAAGUCCGCAGCAAAUAAUGCCCUUUCCAGCAACUACAAAAACAUCUCGCUCAACUAGAAAACGAGGAAAAACCGCGUUGAUCACAUCUUCGCCGUAUAAGAAUGAGUUAGAAGAAACGAUUAAGAAAAAGGAACAAGCGGAAGAGGAUAAACAGAGAAAAAAAGGGUUGAGGGAACUUAAAAAAUCUGAAAAAGACCCGGCAACUAAGAAGAAAAGAGUAACAAAGAAGAAACAAGGGGCUAAGAAUAGAUCAUUAAACGAGAAUAGUGACAGCGAUAUUGAAAAUACACCUUGUUUGUAUUGUAAAGGCCUAUAUUUGGACUCAAAUGAAGGCUGGGCUGCUUGUUCAGCAUGCGGCAAAUGGGCUCACUGCAGCUGUGCAGGUGUGGACGACGAAGAUGCAGAUACCGUGUUCACUUGUGAACAUUGUGAACAGUCCUAA
Parnassius mnemosyne (clouded apollo) is the source of this 1980-nucleotide messenger RNA. NCBI's taxonomy places the organism in Eukaryota, Metazoa, Arthropoda, Insecta, Lepidoptera, Papilionidae. The record is from the annotation of a GenBank genome assembly.